This is a messenger RNA of Ceraceosorus guamensis, 1009 nucleotides long. RefSeq lists its product as hypothetical. The coding region runs from base 120 to 635 and encodes 171 amino acids. The record is from RefSeq and is a predicted model, not a curated record. Lineage: Eukaryota; Fungi; Basidiomycota; Exobasidiomycetes; Ceraceosorales; Ceraceosoraceae. The transcript has 2 exons.
CUCGCCAGAUACCCGAAGAAGCAUCUCGUAAACGCGCGGCUGGGACAUCGAUUUGCCCUUGGUGCCACUGUCACCACCUACUCGUUCCCUGGCCAGCCAAAAUCGUCCAAGGGCGCGCCAUGCAGCAGUGCCCGGAGUUCGCGCAGCCCGGACCCGAGGUCCCCUUUCGAGGCGCACCGCAGUGCUACGCAUCGACAAGCUCCCACGUACAGCAAUCGCUACCCGCCCCGGCGAAUCUGGGCGUUGCGAUCUUUCCCCACUUUGACUCGCUCAUAGCGCGGCGGACUCUGGAGAAGCCGUCAGCAUUUGAUCAAUCACGAAUGCUUGGGCUCGACAGUUGGGUGCACACGGCGUUCUGGGUCGAUGCCUUUGAGCUCCACACCAGCGAUGCUCCUGCUUUGACGCGUGGCUUGGCGAGCGAGCCAAUGCGCGUCUGGUCAGAACCGUUCGGCGCUUGCAUAGGAAGCAACGGGGACCGCGCAUUCACGAUGGAUUACACUGCCUUCGGAAAUGGCGUCCGUGUCCAGCUCACAAUAGGCUCUCGGCUUGCUGCACAGCCAUGCAGAUGGCGGAGGGUGGGCGGACAGCUUGUAUAUGUCUGCGCCAAGCUGCGAAAAAAAAGCGGUGCUGGAUAAGCCGGCCGGUGAUAAGUGGCGACAGCUAGGUGGCGCCCACCUUAGGAGGGAUGGUCGUGCAUGGGUCGUCGCUAUCGCCAAGAUUGCACUUUCGCCUUCAUUCACAUUGGUCGGCGGUGAUGCAGUUGCGGCGAGAUCUCCGCGCACUUAGUCGUCAAAAGUCCGACGACUGCCAGACUGGACCAGCAUAUAUGGAUGAGAAUAGGCGUCGUCAAUUGGGUGAACCUUAUCACAUGUAGCGGUAGGCGUGCAGACUCGUGCGGUCGCCAGGACGAGGAGUCAGGAAACGUACCAAGGACGGUCGGUUGACAUACGGCGAAUUGUAGCGCAGUAGACGGGAACCCUGGCUGCGCGGCCACCGAUCGUAGAGUCGA